Molecule: messenger RNA, 471 nt
Organism: Naumovozyma castellii
Lineage: Eukaryota; Fungi; Ascomycota; Saccharomycetes; Saccharomycetales; Saccharomycetaceae
Gene: DAP1
Product: Dap1p
Exons: 1
Coding region: 1-471 (156 amino acids)
Source: RefSeq, a predicted model, not a curated record
AUGUCUUUCUUUUCGAAUAUGUUUCUAGGAGGAGUUAGAACAGAGAAUGAUCCCACGGGGAUGAGCGGUUCCAACGGCAACAAUAAUGAUAACCAGAACAAUUCAAAUAAUAAUGAUGACGAGCCCGUUGUGGCAGGAAAAUUCUACCCUCGAACACUUUAUAAAUUUAAUGGACAUGAUGAUGAGAAGAUUUUUAUUUCUAUCCUUGGGAGAGUCUAUGAUUGUACUCAAGGGAGACAAUUUUACGGCCCAAGUGGCCCCUAUGCAAAUUUUGCUGGACGUGAUGCCUCGAGGGGACUAGCUACAAACUCAUUCGAACAGGACUGUCUCAGAGAUUGGGACCAACCGAUGGAUCAACUUCAGGAUUUGAAUCCUGAUCAAGUGGAACAAUUGAAUGAUUGGGUUUCGUUUUUCCAAAACAAAUAUCCAUGUAUAGGAGAGUUGGUACCGGAACCAGGUGUCAAUAUAUAA